Odocoileus virginianus texanus is the source of this 556-nucleotide messenger RNA. Its product is annotated as spermatid nuclear transition protein 3-like. Lineage: Eukaryota; Metazoa; Chordata; Mammalia; Artiodactyla; Cervidae. The record is from RefSeq and is a predicted model, not a curated record.
GGCUCCUCAUUGUCCUCAAAGGGUAUAAAUAGGGAGGUCAGCGGCAGAGAGUCUGGGUUAGGCCACUUCUCGGCGCCAUCAUGACUAAGGCAACCAGGAAGCCACGGCAGUCAAGAAGAGUUGCCACGCGGUUUGCUUCAAGGAAGAAUGGAACGAAGAAGACCCUUUGUCAAAGGAGGGGCAGAUGCGGUGUGAAGGCACGAAAUAUGACCAUGAGGGUCAGAAGACGUCUACAAGGUGUCUUCAGGAAGAAAAUCCGAUCAUAUGCCCCUCAGUCAAAGUUGAAGAAAACAAGAAAAGCAAAUUAUUUCUUCUCUCGCCGUGGACGAAAGAAAUUGAAUCGAAGCCAGAAAAGGUACCAAAAGAUGAGGCAGUGUCAAGGAAGGAGGCAGAAUCGAAGGAGAAAAUAAGCUCAGCCGCCCCCAAAGAAGAGACCCUGGAGAAGUGUCUCCAGAGGUCUGCGUUCUUAGCAAUGGCCAACCAAGAAAAGCCUCUUACAUGAACAUAGUUAACUGAUGGCUGCAAAUAAACGAAACAUCAAAUGGUGAAAAGAUGA